This is a messenger RNA of Cuscuta campestris, 2495 nucleotides long. The record is from the annotation of a GenBank genome assembly. NCBI's taxonomy places the organism in Eukaryota, Viridiplantae, Streptophyta, Magnoliopsida, Solanales, Convolvulaceae.
GGUUGGCCAUUCUAAGGAGGAAGAGAGAGGGAUCUUCAUAUUCUUCUUCUCUCUUUCUCUCCCCCUUUGUAUAAUAAAAAAGCCCCAAUACAAUUUCUGGGAAUUGAUUUCCUUUCUAUCCGGCAAUUUCUGGGAUCUUUUAGAGGCAAAUUAGUCUGCUAGGGGCAGGUCACACAAUGGCCAUUGGGUUGCAUAUUUUACCAACAACCACUUCAAGAAAACGCGCCGGCAAGAAACAGGUUGGAAAGGCGCGCCCAUGGCAUGAUGAUGAUGGUGAUGAGAGUGAAGAUCACAAUGCGAAAAGUGACCCAGUAUCCCCUCCAAAUCCAGGUCCUGUUGGAAUGCAUAGAGGGAUUCCAUUGCGCUCUCUCUCAACCAACCUUCCCCUCCUCCUGCCUUCAAAGCCUCUUCGCUUGGCGCAUCUGUCAAAAAGCCCACCUCCCAAACAAGCGGCAAUGGCCCCGCCUCCCCCACCUCCACCAAAGGGCCUCAAAACCAAGAAGGCCAUUGGAAAAUUGAAAAGAUCAAUUCGUAUGGUCACGUGGUACCAAACACUCAAGAGGAAGUUGGAGGGGCAUAUCCAACAGGUGGUGAGAAAUGUAGUGGGAAAGAAAACUAUUGUCGGCGGGGCCCCCUCUAGCGACAAACACGGAUUGGACAAAGCAAUUGAGGAGAUGAUGAAGAGGUCGUCGUAUUUUCAGCGUAUAGAAGAAGAUGUCAAUAAACACCAUCAAGAAAUCAUUGAGCUUAUGAAAGCCAUCAAUUCCUUUCAAGCGAAGGACAUGUCAAAGCUCCUUCAUUUUCACAAGGAAGUGGAGAAACAUUUAGAGAAACUGACAGACGAAUCUAAGGUGCUGACCAGGUUUGAAGAUUUCCCUUUCAAGAAACUGGAAUCGCUCAGGGAAGCAGCGGCAUUGUACACGAAACUGGAAGAAACUAUAGACACCUUGAAGAACUGGAAGGCGGAGCCUCCUCUUGGAGAGGUUCUUGAUAAGGUUGAAAGAUACUUCAACAAGAUUAAGAGAGAAAUAGAAACAGUGGAAAGGAACAAAGAGGAAGACGCGAAGAAGUUUCGGGGCAACAAUAUCUCCUUCGACUUCAGCAUCGUCGAUCGGGUGAAGGAAGCCAUGGUUGACAUUUCUUCAAGCUGCAUGGAACUCGCACUGAAGGAAAGGCGAGAAGGGAUUGAGAAAAGAAGGAGAGGAAGUGUAAAGAACACCUUCGAAUUGACCACUUCAAGAAGGAUUAUAAACCCAGAGUUUCGCUGCAUGGCUGCCAUCUUCCUUAAUCUCUUUGGCUGGAGAAAAGCUUCCAAAUGCAAGAAAAUGAUAGGAAGAGUGCAGUGCAGACUGAAGCUGGUGAAGAACAAGAGAAGUUGCAUUGCAAGGCAGUUAAGGGAGGAUUUGGCUGAGCUUCUCCGAAAUGGCCAUCACCCCCUCGUUCUUGAUAGGGUUGAACACUUGUUUAUGGAUGAAAAUCUGGUGGCAGCAUACGACAUUUUGGACCAUUAUUGUGAAUUCAUCGUCAUUAAUCUUCCCUACAUCCGCAGACACAAAGACUGUCCGAAUGAGAUAAACGAAGCGGUGUCUACGUUGAUAUACUCAUCAGCGAGACUGGGCGACCUACCGGAGCUUCGGGCAAUAAGAAAGCUCUUCGCCGGACGAUAUGGCCAGAGAUUCGUGAAUGUGGCUCUCCAUCUCCUCCCCGGCAAUCUUGUAGAUACCCAGGUUAAAGAUUGUUUAUCCACAAAGUGUGUAACAGAAGAAGUGAAGCAUAGAUUGGUGGAGGAAAUCUCUAGGAGCUGCUUUCAGCAUGGUCCUCCAUUGCUCCUCGGUUACACUUCUGAGGGGCAAAAACAGGUGUCGUCCCCGAGGAAUGAAAAGAAGGAAAUGGUGGACGAGAUUACGGAGUUUGAAAGUAGGAGCAUGGAUCCGUACAUGCAAGAUCAAAGAUUUUUCGUCUUCAACUCGCCGCCUAGUCGCUUUCUCGCCUUGAUACUUUUCAAGAAAUCCAUUGAUGGGGAAGAUGACAAAGAAGAAGAAGAAGAAAAGAUUGAAAGUUUUUGGAGUUUGAAUGAGGAAGAGGAUGAUCAAAGGGAAAUAAAAUGCACACACAAAAUGAUGAUGAGUGACAAGAAGAAUGAGAGAAAUGGGCCGCCAUAUGUGAAGGCCGCCAAUGAGAGGAAGCCCAUUAAUGAGAGCGUACUGGACCGUAUUUCCCGGUCCAUUUCGUUCCCGGACCAUGUCCAUCCUAAGCUGCCCGACUACGAAGAAAUAUCAGCCAAAUUCAUGGCGCUCAAGAGAGAGAUAAUUCAAAAUACAGGCCGCCACAAUACUCCUUAAUUAUUUUCCCUUAAAAAAAAUACUCCUUGAUUAUUUUUUGAUCAUCAUUUUAAUUACUCCGUACAUUCCUUUUCAUUGAGAAACACGCAUUUACCCCCAAACUCUUUACAAAUUACAUUGUUUACUCUUAAAUAUUAAAAAUUACACUGUUUG